CUAACCAGUUAGCAUCUAAUACGCGACGCAAGAAGCAACUCAGUCAGUGCUGAUUAGUUUCUAUGGAGUGAAGAUGGCUCCUUUUCCCGACGAGGUGGAUGUUUUCACUGGCCCACACUGGCGAAUGAAACAGUUGGUGGGACUUUACUGUGAGAAGCUGUCACAGACCAACUUCUCCAACAACAAUGACUUCCGCUCAUUUCUUCAGUCGCUGUGUGCUACCUUCAAGGAGUUCAAGAUGCAUGAACAGAUUGAGAAUGAGUACAUCAUCGGCCUGUUGCAGCAGCGCAGCUGCAAUGUGUAUAAUGUACACUCCGACAACAAGCUCUCAGAGAUGUUGUCCCUGUUUGAGAAAGGGCUGAGAAGCGUUAAGAGUGAGAAUGAGCAGCUCAACUAUGCCCAGCAGCUGAAGGAAAGACUUGAGGCAUUCACACAGGACUUCUUACCCCAUAUGAAGGAGGAGGAAGAGGUGUUCCAGCCCAUGCUGAUGCAGUACUUCACUUAUGAGGAGCUGAAAGACAUCAAGAAGCAGGUGAUAGCGCAGCACAGUAGCCAGCAGCGAUGGGACUGUGCAGCAGAGGUGCUGAAGGGGCUCAGUCUGUGGAGCCAGGCAGAGGAGCUGCACAAGGCCUUCAAGUAUGCUGACCAUGAGAAGACUGAUGAUGAAUUGGAGAAAGAGCUGUGCUCCACCCACAUCUCCCAGCUGCCCACAGAGAUCCUGCUGCAUCUGUUCCGCUAUCUGGGCCCUGAGGACCUGUGUCACUGUGGCCAGGUGUGCUCUGCCUGGUCUGACCUGGCCAAGACCGGCUCUCUGUGGAGACACCUCUACCCUGUACGCUGGGCCAGAGGGGAUUACUAUCGCGGUCCCCCAGAUGAACUGAACCAGGAGCCGGAUGAGGAGUGGGUGAAAAGUCUGCAGGAUGAGGGCAAGGCCUACCAGGAGUGGGAUGAGGACGCAGAUGUGGAUGAGUCUGAUGCAUCUUGUGAAGACUCCUUGGCUAUAAGCGCUGCUCAGAGGGAGAAGAAGCUCCUGAAUGGAAUGAUCCAGAACCUUCUGCCAGCUGUGGGUUCCUCUGUCAGGUCCAUCGUUCUGGCCUACAGCUCUACGGUCUCCAGUAAGAUGGUGCGUCAGAUCCUCAGUCUCUGUCCUAAUCUCACCCACCUGGACCUCACUCAGACUGAUGUCACAGACUCCGCCUUUGACAGUUGGUCAUCUCUGUGGGCAUGUCUCUCUCUGGAGCACCUGGACCUUUCAGGCUGUGAGAAGAUCACUGACCGCACACUGAAGAAGCUGUCCCUGGGUCUUGGAGACCUGGCAUCUCCCACCUGCUCUGACCGACGAGCCAAGCUUCUGAAGAGCCCUCCUUCUCCCAUCAGUCUGCUGGACAAGCGCAGCCGGCAGGUCCUGAUCUUCAAGCAGUGGCCAGGGAGACUGGGCAGUGCCCCCUGCAGCCCCACCAGGGUCUGGGUCCUGGACCCCUCGGAGCUGGCUGACAUCGAGGACGCUGCAGAGUGGAACCGGCGCAGGGGAGUGUCUACCCCUAAGGUGCGGGGCUUUGUGGAGACUCAGCCAGGGGGGUUGUCGUGUUGCUGUAGGAGGGGGGGCUUCAGGACUGGCUUUAGCACCUCCUACUGGCAGCAGCAGUAUGGGCUUGGGGAGGCUGGCUGUGGCCAUUCAACCUGCUGCACUGGUGAGAUGGCCCUGAGGACUUUAGGAGGGCUGCAGUAUAAGUCUUACACCACCAGGGGCAGUGCAGGGGCAGAGUUUCGGACUAAAUGCUCCUCUGGGGGCCAGUUGUGCCUGGAGUGUGACAACAGAACUGAUCAGUCAGACGGUCGGCGCUCACUAAGGUUCCUCAGCCUGUCUGGAUGCUAUCAGGUCACAGACCUGGGCUUGAGGGCACUGUCUCAGCGUGGAGGGCUUCCUCACCUGGAGCAUCUGAACCUGUCUGGAUGUCUCCUCGUCACUGAGGUGGGGCUACAGGAGCUGGUGUCAGCCUGUCCUGCCCUCAAUGAUGAACACUUCUACUACUGCGACAACAUCAACGGUCCCCACGCUGACACGGCCAGCGGCUGCCAGAACCUGCAGUGUGGCUUCAGGGUGUGCUGCCGCUCUGGAGAGUGACCUUUGACCCAGCUCCACGACCCCCCCCCCCCCCCCCCCAUGGUUCCUCAUCUGCACUUUAAUCACCUGGGAAUAAUCCAAUCUCUGUACUUUGUAACUUAAAAUAGUUUGUAGAUAUACAAAAAUAAAUUCAUGACAUUUCCAAGUACUCCUUUAGAAAAAUAUGGGUGUUGGAUGUAUGAAGUAUCCGCAAAUGUAAAUUCUAGUUCCUUAUUUUGAGAAAGUGUUUCUUUAACAUUUUCAUUUGAGUUGCAAAAAAGCAGAUGUUAUACGUGAGCACCAAGUACUUGUUGUUUCUGUAAUGAAUUGAACCAUGUUUCACAGAAGUUGACACCAGGUAUCCUGUAGUUUCAACACCCCUGCUCCUACUUCCUUGUUUUAGAUCUCUGAUUUGUGAUUGCUGUAAGUCUUAAUUGGUUGAAGUUAGAAACAUCAGAUAAUUCAAUGUUGAGAUGUGAGUUCUCUUCACAUGAUACAUGUUGUGAGUGGUGAUGCAGAUGGUGUGUAACGUCAGUGACUUAAGAAUCUGAGGGUACUGCACAGUCCUGGAGAAUACUGAUCAUGUCACUUCUAGAGGUGGCCAGAUCACUGUUAGAAUUGCCUCAUGUUGGGCAGGCAUUUCAGGUGGUAUUUGUCUACAGGUAAUUAUUAUUUCAACCUCUAAAAUUACUCAUCUUUCUCCUUUGUGGCUGGAAACAUUGGAUUGUUGUGAUAAUAUUUUCCCUUUGUCAUUGUGUAAUGAAUCAAUGGUAAGGGCACUGAAACUCAUAAGCUCUCCCAGGGCAGAGGGUUACUUCACAAAACGAUCUCCUAGACAUGCAGUUGAAUGACAAUGGAGCAAAUUUGAGAAAUAGCAACUACUCAGAUCCACUUUGAGUGCUGGUCUUUAUACAUAGCACAACUUCUGGAGACCCAUUAUUUGCUUGUUCAAACAAUCUGCAUGAGAAGUUCUAUUGGUUAUGUACAAUUCAAAAUCAGAACAAUAAAAGUAUAUUGGAUUUAAAGUGUGAAAUAUAGUAAAAGAUUCAAACAGAUGUAUUUUGUUUAAAGUUUAUGGUAAUAUUACACUGCACAUAAGACUGGGUGUCAGAUUUGGUAGCUACACAAGUUAAUUGUGAUUUCAUAGGAAUGGUAAACAAACCCAGUGUCAUCCAGAGCUAUCACACUCAUAUGCAAAUACAAGACUAAAUGACAAUAGCAAAUCAAUAGAUUACGGUUACAUGCACAUAAUGUGAUUAUUGUGGAUAGUCAGAUUAAAAUGUUGGAACGCAGGUUAAGGUGUUUCCAUGUCCUAAUCUCAGAAAACCAGGUGUUUUAAUCUGUGUAUGCUUGCUUUGAUUUUGGGCGAUUAAGAUAAUUCUGCUUAAGUGUUUAGAUGACUAUUGCAUAAUCAGCCUACUGCCAUAAUCAGUUUAAUAUCGAAUUAUUCCUGUGCAUGUAUAUGUACUGUAGUCUAAAAGGUAGUUGUGCUCUAAACAUUUCUUCAUAAACAUACAGGUAAACAAUA
Messenger RNA from Salvelinus namaycush (lake trout), 3632 nucleotides. RefSeq names its product F-box/LRR-repeat protein 5. Gene Ontology annotation, cellular component: SCF ubiquitin ligase complex. The transcript is spliced from 11 exons. The record is from RefSeq and is a predicted model, not a curated record. Gene Ontology annotation, molecular function: protein binding. NCBI's taxonomy places the organism in Eukaryota, Metazoa, Chordata, Actinopteri, Salmoniformes, Salmonidae. The coding region runs from base 74 to 2125 and encodes 683 amino acids. Gene Ontology annotation, biological process: intracellular iron ion homeostasis; SCF-dependent proteasomal ubiquitin-dependent protein catabolic process.